AAAUAACUCUAACAUUUGUUCAAGCUAGCUAUAAUUUAAAGAAUAUCUGGAUAAAAGAAAUUGGUAACGAAAAAGAGAAAAAAAUUAUGAUUAUGGUUAUAAUUUCAAAUAUAACUUUGGAUAUUAUUGGCCUUGUUGAUUUAACUACAAAUUUAAUUUUACAACUACAGAGUCUGAAUUAUCUAAAGCAUACAAAUUUGUUACCACUAUUUGCAAGAACAUCAACUUUUACUUCUGAGAAAAUAGAAAUAGAAAUUUGA
This is a messenger RNA of Racocetra persica, 260 nucleotides long. The record is from the annotation of a GenBank genome assembly. Lineage: Eukaryota; Fungi; Glomeromycota; Glomeromycetes; Diversisporales; Gigasporaceae.